UCUCUCUUUUCAUCUUUUGUACUCUGCGUUUCUCUCUGCUUCCCAUCUCUUCCAUCUCGCCGUCGAUGGACGUAAAGCUGUUAAAAUCCGCCUCUCCUGCGGUUUCAACCCCUUGUUUUCUCAAGUCUUCAAGACCAAAUAAACUUUUUGUCAUUCGAACUACGCAAUCCCUUAGCUUUGGGUUUGUUCAAUUAAGUUCUGCAAGGAGAUGUGUUCAGGCUGUCCAAGCUUCUGAGGCUUCUACCGCCGGAUUGGAGAGGAAGAACAGAAUAGAUGAGAGUGAAAGUCUAACCUUGGAUAGCAUAAGACAUUCUUUAAUUCGUCAAGAAGAUAGCAUUAUAUUUAGCCUUUUGGAGAGAGCUCAGUAUUGUUAUAAUGCUGAUACGUAUAAUCAUAAUGUGUUCUUCAUGGAUGGGUUCCAAGGCUCUUUGGUUGAAUUCAUGGUCAGGGAAACUGAAAAGCUUCAUGCACAGGUUGGCAGAUACAAGAGUCCAGAUGAGCAUCCUUUCUUUCCAGCAGACUUACCAGAGCCAAAAUUGCCACCUCUUCAUUAUCCACAGGUUCUGCAUCCCAUUGCCGAUUCUAUCAAUAUAAAUAAGAAGAUCUGGGACAUGUAUUUUAGUGAUCUUCUUCCAAGGUUGGUUAAAAAAGGAGAUGAUGGUAAUUAUGGAUCAACUGCUGUUUGCGACACAAUUUGCCUGCAGGCUCUCUCAAAGCGAAUGCAUUAUGGAAAAUUUGUAGCAGAGGCAAAAUUUCGCGUCUCUCCUGAUGCUUAUGAAGUUGCUAUUAGAAAGCAAGACAGUGCACAGUUGAUGCAUUUGCUGACAUAUGAGACUGUUGAAGCAGCAAUAAAGAAAAGGGUAGAGAUGAAGGCCAAAACAUAUGGGGAGGAAAUAAUUGUCAAUGAAGAGAGAGAUGGGGAUGAUCCCAGAUACAAAAUCACGCCAAGCUUGGUUGCUGAACUAUAUGGACAAUGGAUCAUGCCUUUGACAAAGGAAGUUCAGGUUCAAUACUUGUUGAGAAGGUUAGAUUGAGCGGAGAAUCAUCCUAUUUGGGGACUUUGAUCAUAUCUUGCAGAUGCCAAUCUAUACUUUAUCUAUACUAUAUAUAGUGUGGAUGCAGUGUGUAAUUUUUUUGGACUAAAAGUACCAUCUAUUUCCUUGUCUGAGAAAGAGUAUAAAAGUCAUUUUAUUA
This is a messenger RNA of Nelumbo nucifera (sacred lotus), 1194 nucleotides long. RefSeq names its product chorismate mutase 1, chloroplastic-like. Gene Ontology annotation, cellular component: cytoplasm. Gene Ontology annotation, molecular function: chorismate mutase activity. NCBI's taxonomy places the organism in Eukaryota, Viridiplantae, Streptophyta, Magnoliopsida, Proteales, Nelumbonaceae. Gene Ontology annotation, biological process: aromatic amino acid biosynthetic process; chorismate metabolic process. The record is from RefSeq and is a predicted model, not a curated record.